Messenger RNA from Necator americanus (New World hookworm), 2046 nucleotides. RefSeq lists its product as uncharacterized. Bases 1 to 2046 code for a protein of 681 amino acids. Gene Ontology annotation, cellular component: cytoplasm. Gene Ontology annotation, molecular function: hydrolase activity, hydrolyzing O-glycosyl compounds; 1,4-alpha-glucan branching enzyme activity; cation binding. The record is from RefSeq and is a predicted model, not a curated record. The transcript is spliced from 18 exons. Lineage: Eukaryota; Metazoa; Nematoda; Chromadorea; Rhabditida; Ancylostomatidae. Gene Ontology annotation, biological process: glycogen biosynthetic process.
AUGGGUGCCGGUAAUUCAACCAUGUCGCGUCCUCCACAGCUCGAUAAUUUGCUGAAAAUUGACAGUUGGUUGUAUGAUUUCCAACCGGAAAUCUGUCGACGAUACACUGUUUUUCUCGAUUUCCAAAAACGAAUCGAAGAGUGUGGAGGUAUGGAGCGAUUUACACAAGGCUACAAAGAAUACGGUCUUAUUGUACAACCUGACAAUUCGGUGCUUUGCCAUGAAUGGGCUCCUGGAGCCGAUCAACUUGCGUUGAUAGGCGAUUUCAAUGGAUGGAAUCGUGAGAGCCACAAAUACACCAGAGAGGAGCACGGGAAAUGGCGACUUGUGGUCCCACCUAACCCUGAUGGCUCCUGCGCUAUUCCACAUCUAUCCGUUCUCAAGGUUGCUGUCACAAGACAAGGGAAUACUGUGGACAAACUCAGUCCAUGGGCCAAAUACGUGACAAGGCCGAAGGAAACAGUAGUUUAUCAUCAGCAAUUCUACAAUCCUCCAGAAAAGUAUCAACUUAAACAUCCGCGACCUCCAAAACCAGAAUCACUUCGUAUUUACGAGGCUCAUGUUGGUAUCAGUAGCUGGGAAGGGAAGGUGAACAGCUAUAGAGCAUUCGCUGAUGAUGUCAUUCCUCGAAUUGCUAGACAGGGGUACAAUACCAUACAAUUGAUGGCUGUAAUGGAACAUGUCUAUUAUGCAUCGUUUGGUUAUCAGGUUACUAGCUUCUUUGCACCUGCUAGUCGUUGUGGUCCUCCUGAUGAUGUGAAAUAUUUAGUCGACAAAGCCCAUGCAAUGGGCAUCACAAUUCUUCUGGAUGUGGUUCACUCCCAUGCAUCAAAGAACGUUGCCGAUGGUCUUAAUGAAUGGGACGGUACGGACAGCUGCUACUUCCACAGUGGUCCUCGUGGAACACAUUCAUUGUGGGAUUCAAGGCUGUUUGAUUAUACGCAGAUCGAAACGCUGCGUUUUCUGUUGUCGAACAUUCGUUGGUGGGUUGAUGAGUACGGAUUCGAUGGUUUUCGUUUCGAUGGUGUCACUUCGAUGAUCUACCAUAGUCACGGAAUAGCCGAUUCGCUAUCUGGCGGCUAUCCUAUGUACUUUGGAUUGAAUGCAGACACGGACGCACUAGUGUAUUUGAUGCUUGCCAACGACUUCUUGCACAAAAAAUAUCCGCAAAUCAUUACCAUAGCUGAGGAAGUCUCCGGCAUGCCUGCUCUGUGCCGCCCCGUCGAUGAAGGUGGUCAAGGGUUUGACUAUCGAUUGGCCAUGGCACUUCCAGAUAUGUGGAUCAAGAUUCUAAAACAUUUGAAAGAUGAAGACUGGAACAUCGGAGAUAUUGUACACACCCUGGAGAAUCGAAGGUGGGGCGAAGCUAACGUCGCUUACGCUGAGUCGCAUGAUCAAGCCCUUGUGGGUGACAAGACAAUCGCUUUCUGGCUCAUGGACAAAGAAAUGUAUGACUUCAUGUCGGUCACGACAUCGUAUACUCCUAUUAUCGAACGAGGCAUUGCCCUUCAUAAAAUGAUUCGGUUGCUUACAAUGGCCCUAGGAGGCGAGGCGUGGUUAAAUUUCAUUGGAAAUGAAUUUGGUCAUCCUGAAUGGUUAGACUUCCCACGUGUUGGUAAUAAUGAGUCGUUCCACUACUGUAGACGACAAUUCAACUUAGCAGAUGAUGACCUAUUGAGGUACAAAUUCUUGAAUAGAUGGGACCAUGAGAUGAACAAACUCGAACAGAGCACUGGUUUCUUACACAAGGGACCGGCUUAUGUCUCAUGGAAGCACGACGGCGAUAAAAUGAUCUGCUUUGAGCGGGCUGGAUUGUUAUUUGUUUUCAAUUUCCAUCCGUCGAAAAGCUUCGCCGAUUAUAAAGUAGGAGUAGAAACACCGGGAACUUACAAACUCGCGCUAAAUAGCGAUGAUGAGCAGUUCGGAGGAUGGAAUCGUCUUAAAAACGGAUCAGAACACCAUACUUUCCCUGAGGGCUAUGCUGGACGUCGCAAUCAUCUGCUAGUCUAUGCCCCAGCAAGAACAUGUCUCGUGCUAAGACUGUAA